Messenger RNA from Thalassophryne amazonica, 2084 nucleotides. Its product is annotated as sodium-dependent neutral amino acid transporter B(0)AT2-like. The record is from RefSeq and is a predicted model, not a curated record. The coding region runs from base 1 to 1968 and encodes 655 amino acids. Gene Ontology annotation, cellular component: membrane. Gene Ontology annotation, biological process: sodium ion transmembrane transport. NCBI's taxonomy places the organism in Eukaryota, Metazoa, Chordata, Actinopteri, Batrachoidiformes, Batrachoididae. The transcript has 11 exons.
AUGGAGAAGCAGCCCUUACCAACUGACAAUGACAGGACGGAGUCAGCAGGUGAAGCUUCCACUGGCGAAGCGCACCAGGAGGAGUUGACCGAGCCUCCCGCUCGAGCCGGCUGGAACAGUAAAGCAGAGUAUUUCUUGGCUCAGGUGGGAUUCAGCGUUGGCCUCGGUAACAUCUGGAGGUUUCCAUAUCUGUGUCAUCAGAAUGGAGGAGGGGCUUUUCUCCUCCUCUAUAUACUCCUCAUGCUGGUUGUGGGCAUGCCAUUGUUCUUUCUGGAGCUGGCGGUAGGUCAGGCCAUUCGGCAGGGCAGCAUUGGUGUUUGGAAGUACAUCUCCCCCCGGAUGGCAGGGAUUGGCUACUCCAGCUGUAUUGUGUGUUUUUUUGUGGCUCUUUACUACAACGUGAUUCUGGCAUGGAGUCUCCUCUACCUUGGAAUGUCCUUUCAGUAUCCGUUACCUUGGGAACAGUGUCCAGAAGAGGGCAACAUAACAGUGAAGGAAUGUGACAAGAGUUCCCCGACGUCGUAUUUCUGGUAUCGGGAAGCACUGGAUGUCACGGACUCCAUCGACGAUGUAGCCACUUUUAAUCCUUAUAUCAUCUGCACUCUGCUGGCUGCGUGGACUAUUGUUUGCUUAGGAAUGUUCAAAGGCAUCAAGUCCUCUGUGAAGGUGAUGUAUUUUUCAUCCAUCUUCCCCUACGUGGUGCUGAUCUGCUUCCUUAUCCGAGGGCUCAUGCUUGAAGGAUCCUCAGAGGGAAUCACUCACAUGUUCUACCCCAAGUUGGAAAUCUGGGGAGAUGUGCAGGUGUGGCAUCAGGCUGCUACUCAGGUCUUCUUUGCCCUUGGCAUUGGCUUUGGGUCCAUUAUCGCUUACUCUUCCUAUAAUCCAAAAAACAACAACUGCCACCGUGAUGUGUUCACUGUCUCCUUCAUAAACUUCUUCACGUCUGUGCUGGCCACCCUGGUGGUGUUUGCCGUGCUGGGCUUCCGCGCAAAAGAGAAGGUCAUGGAAUGUGUCGUCAGUAACGUAAAGCAGCUGUCCCAUCAGAUUGACGGUGGUUAUCUGGAUCAAAACAUGAUACCAAACUUUAACUUCUCACAUCCCGAGUCUGUGGCCCUGACAGACUACAGGACUUGGUUCAGUCACUAUGGGAAUAUUGUCGCAGGCAACAUCACAGACUGUGACCUGGAAAAGGAGAUGCAGCAGGGUGUGGAGGGAACAGGCCUCGCCUUCAUCGCCUUCACAGAAGCUAUGUCACUUCUGCCUGCCAGCCCCUUGUGGUCCAUGCUCUUCUUCCUCAUGCUGCUCAACUUGGGUUUGAGUACCAUGUUUGGCAUGAUGGAGGGCAUCCUUGCCCCGCUCACCGACUGCUUCAAAACUCUAGCCAACAACAAGACCAAACUCACAGUGAUCAGUUGCAUCGUCGGCUUCCUCAUUGGUCUGCUCUUUGCCCAGCAUUGCGGAAACUACUUUGUGAUGAUGUUUGAUGAUUAUUCCGCCACGUUGCCUCUUAUCAUUGUGGUGAUUUUUGAGACAUUCACUGUGUCCUGGUUGUAUGGUGCUGACAGAUUCCUAAAUGACAUUGAGGCCAUGCUGGGUUGGCGUCCCAGUGUGGUGUACAAGUACCUGUGGAAGUACAUCUGCCUGCUGGCUAUGCUGGGGCUGCUGAUGGCCACCACAGUCCAUAUGUGCAUCACAACACCAACAUACAAAGCCUGGAAUAAAGAGAUGGCGUCUGAGAUUACCCUGCUGUACCCUGGCUGGGCUCUGGCUGUUUUGUCUUUACUGAUCAUAAUCGCCAUGAUGCCCGUCCCGCUGGUCCUGAUUCAUUCUCUUCUUAAGGACCGCAUGAGGAAAGCCUCAAGAGAUUCAGAGAUUGGUCAGUACAGAACUGUGAGCACGGAUAACAAGUGUGACACUCCCAUGACUGACAUGUCGAAACUGGACCAGGGAAACGGGACAACAGCUUAAUUUUCUUCGUAAACGUUUGACAGGAUGGGAAAAUGGCCCUCACUGAUCUGUUGAUGGACGAUUAACUUAUUUCAGUAUUUGGAGUAAAGACGCUGCACAGAGAGCAGGUUUGUGUU